Molecule: messenger RNA, 3993 nt
Organism: Jaculus jaculus (lesser Egyptian jerboa)
Lineage: Eukaryota; Metazoa; Chordata; Mammalia; Rodentia; Dipodidae
Gene: Mgll
Product: monoglyceride lipase
Exons: 8
Coding region: 172-1086 (304 amino acids)
Cellular component (GO): membrane
Molecular function (GO): lipase activity
Source: RefSeq, a predicted model, not a curated record
CCACUGAGACACCUCCAGCUCACAGGGGGCAAUUGUACAUUUCAGCCCUGCAGCUAUGCGAAGUGAUUGGCCAAGGAGCAAGCUCACAAAGGCCUGUGGAGGUGGGCUAGGGUCAGGGUCUGCGUCUCUGCAACUGUCACUCAGGCAGCAGGACCUGAAGACCCUUCCAGGAUGCCAGAGGCAAGUUCUCCCAGGCGAACUCCACAGAAUGUUCCCUACCAGGACCUGCCUCACCUGGUCAACGCUGAUGGGCAGUACCUCUUCUGUAGAUACUGGAAGCCUGCAGGUACCCCUAGGGCCCUUGUCUUUGUGUCCCAUGGUGCCGGGGAGCACUGUGGCCGCUAUGAUGAGCUGGCUCAGAUGCUGAGGGGGCUGGACCUGCUGGUGUUCGCCCACGACCAUGUUGGCCACGGGCAGAGUGAAGGGGAGAGGAUGGUAGUGUCAGACUUCCACGUUUUCGUCAGGGAUGUGCUACAGCAUGUGGAUACCAUUCAGAAGGAACACCCCAGGCUCCCUGUCUUCCUUCUGGGCCACUCCAUGGGAGGCGCCAUCGCCAUCCUGGCUGCCGCAGAGAAGCCCACUCUCUUCUCCGGCAUGGUCCUGAUUUCACCUCUGGUUCUUGCCAAUCCAGAAUCAGCAACCACUUUCAAGGUCCUUGCUGCGAAAGUGCUCAAUCUUGUCCUGCCAAACCUGUCCCUGGGACCCAUUGACUCCAGUGUGCUCUCUCGUAAUAAGGCUGAGGUCGACCUGUAUGACUCGGACCCCCUCAUCUGCCGCGCGGGGCUGAAGGUGUGCUUCGGCAUCCAGCUGAUGAAUGCCGUCUCGCGGGUAGAACGCGCGCUGCCCAAGCUGACGCUGCCCUUCCUGCUGCUACAGGGCUCUGCGGAUAGGCUAUGUGACAGCAAGGGGGCCUACCUGCUCAUGGACUCGGCCCGGAGCCAGGACAAGACGCUGAAGCUCUAUGAAGGUGCCUACCACGUUCUCCACAAAGAGCUUCCAGAAGUGACCAAGUCCGUCUUCCAUGAAAUAAACAUGUGGGUCUCCCAAAGGAUACCCAUGGCAGGAGCCACCGGAACCCCACCCUGAGCACGCUGGCCAAGCAACCAGCUCGCAGUCUGGGGGAAGUGGGCAGAGAAGAGCAGCUCUUGCUGGCUUGAAAAACAAAAAUCACAGAUUGGAGGACUCCCUAGUGCAAUUUAUUUUUUAAAAAAAAAGACAUUUUGUCAUAUAUAAACCUUAUCAACCACUGGAUCUACUACCUUAAGGGGUAGACAGAGAGAGGGGGAUUACAGGCAGUUUUCCACAUGGGACUAUGUGGAAAUAUCCUUUGAAAACAAAAGUGUAACUCUGUCCUCCACUCCCAGCUCCUAUGGGGUUCCAGGACACCCCUAUGUCCUGUGAUCCUAGCCUGCAAUAAUUGGAGGCCUUUUCCCUCCUGUCCCCACUUGAGCUCCUUCCCCAACGCCUCUCUGACUGGCCAUUCUCUGGGCUGUGAUGAGGUGUCUCGUGCCCCCAGAGCUAGAUCCUCAACAAGCUCACAUGCUCCUCCACAGCACUUCCUCAAAACGGGCAGCCACCCAUGACCUUGUCAGCAACUUAGCCUGAAACCAGGCUCAGGGUAGGAGGAAUGGCCCGGUAGAGCAUUGUCAUGGACUCCUGGCGUUUCCUGCUUGGGAUUUGGGUCACCGACCCUGUGCCGUAUGUAUGCAGAAAGGCCACUGUUCCCCAAGUCAUUAUGUAUCUGAUCCUGAGAAGGGGGUUGCUUUGAAGAGGAGGUGUCUAAUAUAUAAUGUAUAUCCUAAAGCAGAGACAAUUAUUGGGGGGUGGGUAGGCGGGGCCUGGGCACCUGCCAGGCACUGAUAUUGCACAAGACCAGGAUGGCUGGACUGAGUAAGAGCCCUGUACCCCCAAGAGAGGGACUAGGCUAGCCUUUCCCAUGGCCAGGACCCAGUGUCCCUCCCUUCCUUUCAGCAUGGAGGACUAUGGCCUCAGGGCCUGGGGUCUCCCUCUGCCCAGAGCCACCAGGAGUCAAUGUCACAGUGCCAGCAGCACAGCUACCUCUGGUGGCAGGAGAAGAGAUUCACAUGCAGCUAUGGUGCUGGCCACCUGCCAGGGCAGCACAGAGCACUCACUGACCACCUGCAGGCAGGGACCACAGCUGCUGGCACCCCGUCCCAGGCCACAGCAGGAUGUCCCUGGCAGGCGUCAUCCAGGGCCACCCAGGCACAGCCAAGGCACAAGCCCUACCCCUUCAGAUGCCACCCAGUAGCCUGUCCCAGGCCUCAGUGCCAGCAAUAACGGGGGCUCUGCCUCCUUGGGGGCACUUUCAUUUUAUUGUGGGGCCUGCUGUUACCUCAACAGUCUCAUUAGUGCCCACAGGGCCCUGGGUAGAGGCAGAGAGACCUGCAUGGCUGCAAGGAGGCUGUUUGGGGUGCCAGUGAACCUCCAGCAAAGGUGCAAUACAGGGUCCUCAGGGUCUCAGAGGAGGCAGCCACUCCCCUGCAAAGACAUGGAGGUUUGUAGUCAGGGCUCUGACUGUCUUCUUUGGCGGUGGGGAUUGCCCUCCACCAAGGCCUUUUCCUUCUUUGGGCUUAUUUUGUGUCCUGGGAGGGGUGUCCCUCUACCCUCCAGUGACCCUGACCAUGUCAUAUAAGUCAAGAGUUGGCCCCCCUACUAAAGGUCAUAGGGUGGCCUUCAGGAGGAACCAAGCACCCAUGAAGGGUAUCCAGAGCCCAGGAGCUGACCAGACCCCACCUUAGCUCUGACUUCUCUUUGGAACAGUCAAAUGUAAAAAGCUUGCUGAGAGAGACAAUCAGCGUGCACUGGCUGUUCUGGCUCUGGGCAGCAGUGGUCCCCAGGGAUGUUUCUGCUCUCCAUUAAGGAAAAACAAGAACCCCACCCCUAAACCACUAGGUGCCCCUGGCCAGGAUCUGAAAUUCUCACCCAGAGCUCGAAGUCUGCAGCCCCGCUCAGGGUCUCCCCCAGCAGGAUAGGACAGCAGUACCCUCUCCCAAACCAAACGCCUGGCCCCUGGGCUGUUCCUCUUCAGGCGCAUGACGUCAUUUACAGACAUACGCGUCUGCUUUAAAAAUCCCUAAUACAAAAAAAAAGGAAAGGCUGAUCUGACAUUGGACUCUCUUAUGAAAUGUGGAAGAGAGGACAGGAAUACGGGUGUGCCACAUCCAUGGCAGAAGUGGGCUAGCGCAGGGCCCUGCAAGGCCGCUGUGGCAAGUCUUUCACAUGCAGCCGCUGCAAGGCUGGGUGGCUUGUCUGUGGAGACCGGGUCAUCCUUGCUGGAUUGCACCCUCCAUCCACACUGACAACUGAGUGCCGCUGACAUUCACUUCAGAGUACCACCACUGCAGGAACACAGAGGAAUCUAGGUUUGGAAGAGAUGCUAAGGCACACAUGGCUUGGCCUGGAACAGACAGGGAGCAAGAUGAAUGCCAGGGAGGGGACCCCUUACAGCCCUUUAGGGAUAUCAAAGCACCUAUAUGAACACAGAGUGCCCUUCCCAGCAGGUCAAAGGUGAUGUGAAUCCCUGUGGAAUGGAUUUUGCACCUGAAAAGCUUGUGGGGAAAGGGAGCCACCCACAGGUAGUUGGGGAGGAAGACGGGGCAGGUCUAAACCACCAGGUCCCAGACCCUUGGCAGAGACAGGGGGCAUCCACCCUUCAUCACAGUCCCCCCUCAGCUUGGGGUGCCCUGAGAUCCAGCACAAAAGUCAUGAGAAUGCUGUGAGUGCCACGGGGCUCCGCUCACAUCCCACUCCAGGCGUUCUGCCUCCAGGCCAGCCUGCAGACCUCACUGUCCUCCCUGCCUGACUGCUAAUGUAAUCUCACAAGGAUCACAAUGAUGUCCAAACACUUUGUUACUGUCACUGCGCUGAGACACAUCCCAUGUAUACUCCUAGUGGGGAGCCUGUAUCUGCUUAGCACCACUAAAGGAACCGAUGUGCACUACAGCUAAUCCUAAUAAAGCAGAUGCUUUUUGA